This is a messenger RNA of Hibiscus syriacus, 1925 nucleotides long. RefSeq names its product phosphoinositide phospholipase C 4-like. Bases 75 to 1838 code for a protein of 587 amino acids. The record is from RefSeq and is a predicted model, not a curated record. Lineage: Eukaryota; Viridiplantae; Streptophyta; Magnoliopsida; Malvales; Malvaceae. The transcript is spliced from 9 exons. Gene Ontology annotation, molecular function: phosphatidylinositol-4,5-bisphosphate phospholipase C activity. Gene Ontology annotation, biological process: lipid metabolic process; phosphatidylinositol-mediated signaling.
CAUUUCAAACAAUCAUUUCUUUCAUGUUUUGAUCGAUUGGAGAAAAGGAGAAGAAGAAGAAGCGGAGUUUAUCUAUGGGAGCUUACAGGAUGUGCGGGUGCUUUACUAGGAAGUUCAAAGUCAUUGAAGCGCCACCACCGCCGGAUGUUAAAGCUGCAUUCGAGAAGUACGCUGAAGGCGGGAAUCAAAUGACGGUGGAGCAGUUGCGUAGGUUCUUGGUGGACGUGCAGGGGCAAAGCGGUGCGACGAUCGCCGACGCGGAGGAGAUUGCGUUGCAGGUUCUGCAGAAACGACACCAUAUGGCGAAAUUCAGAAGACACGCGUUGACUCUCGAUGAUUUCUAUCAGUUCUUGUUUUCUGCAGAUCUAAAUCCUCCAAUCGACACGAAGGUCCACCAUGACAUGACGGCUCCUUUGUCCCAUUAUUUCGUAUUCACUGGACACAAUUCAUAUUUGACUGGAAAUCAGCUCAGCAGUGACUGUAGCGAUGUCCCCAUCAUAAAAGCACUGAAGAGAGGUGUUAGAGUGGUGGAGCUUGAUCUAUGGCCUAAUUCCUCAAAAGACGAUGUGCAUGUUCUACACGGAAGGACUUUGACAACUCCGGUGGAACUCAUUAAAUGUUUGACAUCCAUUAAAGAACAUGCUUUUAGUGCAUCCGAAUAUCCAGUUAUAAUUACUCUUGAAGACCACCUGACUCCAAAGUUACAGGAAAAAGUUGCUCAGAUUAUUAGUCAAACGUUUGGGAAAAUGCUGUUUUGCCCUCAAUCUGAAUGUUGCAAAGAAUUCCCUUCACCAGAGGAUCUCAAGUAUCGUAUAAUUAUUUCAACCAAACCUCCCAAAGAGUACCUUGAAGCUCAGACUAACAAAGACAAAGACAAGGAAAAGGAUUCAGAUGACGAUGUUUGGGGAAAAGAACCAGCAGAGCUUGCUGUUGAUGAAGAGGAUGACAAGACUGAUAGUGAUGCAAGUGAGAACACUCAGGAUGAUGAAGAAACAGAUGCAUCUGAACCUGAGUUAAACUCUUCAAUAGCCCCUGGUUACAAGAGUCUUAUUGCCAUUCAUGCUGGGAAACCCAAAGGUGGGAUGAAGAAUGCACUCAAAGUUGACCCUGAUAAAGUUAGGCGCCUUAGUCUGAGUGAACAGGCACUUGAAAAAGCUACAAUGUCCUAUGGGACAGAUGUUGUGAGAUUCACCCAGAGGAAUUUCCUUAGAAUAUAUCCCAAGGGUACUCGGUUUAACUCCUCAAACUACAAACCACAGAUUGGUUGGAUGCAUGGAGCUCAAAUGGUUGCCUUUAACAUGCAGGGAUAUGGUAAAUCUCUUUGGCAGAUGCAUGGGUUGUUUAGAGCCAAUGGAGGUUGUGGUUAUGUAAAAAAACCUGAUUUUCUGAUGAAUGUCGAUACGAACGGCCAGGUUUUCGAUCCACGAGCUAAGCUACCUAUCAAGAAAAGAUUAAGGGUGAGAGUUUACAUGGGAGAUGGAUGGAACUUGGAUUUUAAGAAAACACACUUCGACACCUAUUCGCCACCUGAUUUCUAUACAAAGGUUGGCAUAGCAGGAGUGCCAGCUGAUGAAACAAUGAAGAAAACAAAGACACAAGAAGACAACUGGAAACCCGUUUGGGAUGAAGAAUUUAUAUUUCCAUUGACUGUUCCGGAAUUGGCUUUGCUCCGAGUUGAGGUCCACGAGUACGACAUGUCCGAGAAGGAUGAUUUCGCCGGUCAAACAUGUUUGCCGGUGUCCGAACUGAAGCAGGGGAUUCGAACAGUCCCCCUCUUUGAUCGGAAAGGAGAGAAGUUAAACUCUUCAAGACUUCUAAUGCGAUUUGAUUUUAUCUGAGACUAAAAAGAGAGAUGUCGAUUUAUUAUGUAUUUAGUUUGGUUGACGAACUACCUGUUUUGCUCCAUACCCUCGAAUGAUAAUAGC